CAAAAAACAAACACUCUCUUCUCUUCUUCUUCUCUCUCGAUCUCUUCUCCUCCCAAAUCUUCAGAUCUCCGCGUCAGCAAAUUCGCCGGAGAAAACGAAGAAAAACCAAAAAAACCACCGUGAAAAACAUGAUUCCUUACGCCACUGUCGAGGAAGCUUCACUAGCGCUUGGACGAAACCUCACGCGGCUCGAGACCCUGUGGUUCGAUUACUCCGCCACAAAGUCCGAUUACUAUCUCUACUGCCACAACAUUCUCUUCCUCUUCCUCGUCUUCUCACUCGCUCCUCUCCCUCUCGUUCUCGUCGAAUUGGCUCGAUCCGCCUCGGGAUGGUUCGAUCGGUAUAAGAUCCAGCCUAAGGCUAAUUACUCCUUGUCUGACAUGUUCGGGUGCUACAGAGACGUCAUGAAGAUGUUCAUCCUCGUCGUUGGUCCAUUACAGCUCGUCUCUUACCCUUCGAUUCAGAUGAUUGGGAUUCGAUCUGGGUUACCAUUACCAACGAUUUCAGAGAUUCUGCCACAAUUGUUAGUCUACUUUUUGAUAGAAGACUACACAAACUAUUGGGUACACAGAUUCUUCCACAGUAAAUGGGGAUAUGAAAAGAUUCAUCGUGUUCAUCACGAGUACACAGCUCCGAUUGGGUAUGCUGCACCUUACGCACAUUGGGCUGAAGUGUUGCUUCUUGGGAUCCCAACGUUUUUGGGACCAGCGAUAGCUCCUGGUCACAUGAUAACUUUUUGGUUGUGGAUAGCUUUAAGGCAAAUUGAGGCUAUUGAGACUCACAGUGGAUAUGAUUUUCCAUGGAGUCCAACAAAAUACAUCCCUUUCUAUGGUGGUGCUGAGUACCACGACUACCAUCACUACGUUGGAGGACAAAGCCAAAGCAACUUCGCUUCAGUUUUCACUUAUUGUGAUUACAUAUAUGGAACUGACAAGGGUUACCGAUUCCAAAAGAAGCUUCUUGAGCAGAUAAAGGAGUCGUCCAAGAAGAGCAACCAGCAUAGCGGAGGAAUAAAAUACGAUUAAUAAAAAACUGGAGAAGUUAUUCAACCGGUUCAAAGAAAUGCUAAGUUACUUGGAGAAGUUGUAGGCAAAAUCUAGUCACCUUCACGGAAAAGAUAAGGGGAGUAGUAGUUGAUUUUUUUGGGGUGUGUCUUAUCUUACGUCGUCAGGAGUUGUUACUAACUACCUUUUAAUGUAUUUCUUAAGCUCACAUGAGAAAUGCUGCUUCCGACAAUUGUGGGUCAUGAUAUAUAGUGUGUCGGGACUGGGGUUUGGCUC
Molecule: messenger RNA, 1280 nt
Organism: Eutrema salsugineum
Lineage: Eukaryota; Viridiplantae; Streptophyta; Magnoliopsida; Brassicales; Brassicaceae
Product: methylsterol monooxygenase 1-1
Exons: 5
Coding region: 129-1025 (298 amino acids)
Biological process (GO): sterol biosynthetic process
Molecular function (GO): iron ion binding; C-4 methylsterol oxidase activity
Source: RefSeq, a predicted model, not a curated record